Molecule: messenger RNA, 4603 nt
Organism: Stereum hirsutum FP-91666 SS1
Lineage: Eukaryota; Fungi; Basidiomycota; Agaricomycetes; Russulales; Stereaceae
Exons: 3
Coding region: 1-4239 (1412 amino acids)
Source: RefSeq, a predicted model, not a curated record
AUGGCGGAACCUCGGUUCAAGUCUCCCCCUCCCUCUCACAUUCCCGUAAUAUCUCCCAGGCGCUCAGAGACGAUGACCUCGCUGCCCAGCUCUCUUAACGUGCCCAAUCUGGGCCUGGUGCCCCCAAACAGACGUCCAUCCGGCAGCGCCGGCUCCCCAUCCGUAACCUUUCAAUCAACACCGCCUAUCACAUCAACCAACACAGGAUUCCACUCUCUUCGGAACUUGCGCAAUUUUCUGCCGUUUGGAAACACAAAGAUACAGACGCCGUCUGGGAACGCAACUGGAUAUGGUGUCACCACGGCGAACUCGGGAUCUGCGAACAAGAAACUGGGAGCUGUGAGGAGGAGCAUGGUAGUGGACAGGAAGCCAUCGUGGACGUCGACAUCAGGGGAUGGAUCACAGUCAGGGGAACAGGAUGAGGUGAUAGUGAUUGACCAUGGGAGAGACGGUAGGAGUGCGUCUGAGAGUUCCCAAAUCAGUGCGGACACUCGACGGUCACUUUCGCCGCCGGCGCCACCUCCAAAGGAUCUCGGCCCUCCUAUCAUCACAUAUACUCCAGACCCACCUCUCAGCACUGAACUCUCCACGAUUAUCGAAGCCGACCUCUCAGGCCUUUCUAAGCACUUUGCCUCCGACAGCUCUCAAGGCGAAGACACUUCCAGAGGGGAGGAAACAGAUGGAGAAGACGACGAGGCCGCAGACCAGGACGCAGACCCGACAGAAACCAGACCAAUCAUCCAGCCUCAACCUAAGCCCGCGACACCAUCCACGCAGGCUAUCCCCAGACUUCCCUCCUUCGGAGAUUUCUACCGUAAUGUAGACGCAGCGCACAGUGGUACACCUGUGCAAAGAACGUCAUCGUCGCGGCAUCCUGCGGAAUCUUCGACUUCCAACCUGGACGACAGCGAGCAUGACCAGUCAGGCUUUGAUCUUUCGACGUCGCAGCUACCUGAUGAGGUAUUCCACGCCCUCAAGCAGAAGCAGUCGAGGUCCGGAGAUGGUUGGCUGGCCGAUGGGGUUGUAAUCGAUGCCACCGGAAGUACGCCACCAGAGGCUGUACGACAGAAUGAAGCUCAGGACGCCGACGAAGACGUCAGUUUCCGUCUAGACGCGCUAGACCCUGAGUUGGCCGUCUUACUGAGCCCAAACCGCAUCGGUCGUUCACCAUUGCAUUCCCCUGCACCGCCUGAUCCCGCCACUCGGACUGUCUCAACGUCGACACCCCCUCCCCGCCAGUAUUCUCCUCACAGAGCCGUUUUUUCGCCCCGGUCGCUCAACUCUCCGACACGCCCAGGGCCGUCCUCCCUCCCUCCCUCAUCGACUCACCGAUCACCUUCUCGCGCUGCAUUUCCCCAAUCCUCGCCAACCGGCUCCAUACAUGCGCCAGCCCCGCUUGCACGCACCUCCACGACUUUCAGUCGUCCCUUACUCAAUCACGCCGCUCGUUCAUCCUCCUCCGUAGUUACACCGCGGUUCGCUACUGGCCGUAUCAGUCCCCUUCGCGGUGUCACCAAUGCGCCCCCAUCUUCAAACUAUUCGUCCCCGGAUGUGACCAAUACUACGGGUUUUACGAGGUCAUCCAGCGAAGGGUAUACGGCCCCGCUACCAAACCCCGGUUCUUCCCCUCGCCGUCAACUGUCCGAAGCUCAAACGCAACUAUACCAACAGCAGCAGCAACAACAACACCCUCACCAGCUUGGCUCCCCUCUAUCAUCUGUCGACACACUCCCUCCAGUCCGUCGCCACAAUACCGGCGGGGAAUCCUCCUACACCAGCCCGUAUUCGCACUCUAAUCCCUCGCAGUCUCAGUCACAACUCUCCACGGCGAAUACCUCUCGAUACAACUCCUACAACGCGAGCAGCUCCACAUUUGCCUCCUCGACCUCGAAACCUCCACUCCCACGGCUUACUACACCGUCACGAUCCACUCUCAAUGGUCGAUAUCAGCCUGCGUCUGUAUCUGGAGCAGGGUCAAGACCAGCGAGCGGCUCGCCGGAGGGGAAGGGUGCGAAGAACGGGAGCGAAGUUUGGGAGAGGAAUACGGACGUCAACUCUGUCAGUCCAUCUUCGAGGUCAUCGACCACAGGCGUUCCGCCCACCGCCACAGCCCGCCGUCUCAAUCGUCUCAGAAGAACCGACGACGAACAUCGAAGACCGUCCCUCCAAUUGGAUAGGGACGGGCACGCGCAGAUGCACACUCAAAUUCAGGGACGAUUGGGACCAUCGAUAUCUGAAUUUGGAGUCGUCGGUAGUGGUGGGAUGAGAAGGGACACGAGCGUUUCGAGGUUGGGAUAUUUCGGGACUGCGGCCACGAGAAAUAGGAAGAGGAGUUUGAGCAUGAGCGAGUCGAGAGGGUUUGGGCUGGGUCAGUCUGGGACGGGACAGGGUUUGUUAUCUCCACGAGGACCAGGCCUGAAAACGGAUUGGAUGGGCCCACGUACUGUCAAGGCGCUCACGGCUGCGGGGUUGUUGGACCGCGACCGCGAGCGAGAGCGGGAUCGAGAAGUGACGAGCCCUGCGUCGACAUCUGCGAAUACUGGCGUUGGCAGUGCCGGUACGAGCAGCCGACCUGGUUCAAGGUUUGGGUUCGGGAGCGUGCAGAGCUAUGGAGGCGCUGAGGCGAGGGAGUACGGUGCACCUUCGAGAAUGGCAUUCUCUGAGGCUGGCUCGGGAUCGACGAGAAGCGGGAGUGUCUCGAGGGCGAUGACAACUGUUUCGGACGAUGCGAGGGGGAGCGUCCAUGCGAGGACUAGAAGCGGCAGCCUCAGUACUGGCGUUGGUGUUGGUGGAGGAAUGGGACCAGUGGAGACACCACGGACGACUUACUCUACGUCCACGGCUCCUACCUCCGUCGUCGCGUCUAACGGACUUGGCGGUAGCAGCACCAGCGGCGGACCUUCACCCAAACGUUCUCAGAACCAAGCGCAUCAGACUCCCUCAUCGGCGCUCAUACAGUCUCUGCAUGAGAAACAUUCGAUGGAGACCUCGGCGCUACUUUCGGCGCUUGCGGAUUCGCAGAGAGGGGCGCAAGGGUUGAGGGAUGAGAAUGCGAGAUUGGAUGAGAGGGUGAGGGAGCUGGAGGCUGCGUUGGAAGAUGCGCAUGCUCUUGCGAGGAGGUAUCAGGGUGUGGCGGAGAGACAGGGUGGGGGCGCUGCGAUGAGGGAGAGAAGGUUGGAUAUGGGGUAUGCAAAUAGUGAAUGGGAGUGGGAGCGAGAGAGAGAGCUUGAGAUGGAGAGGGACAUGAGGAUAGGUUCUGGUGUAGGAAUUAGGGGGGAUGGGAGGAUGGAAACGAGGUAUACUGAGAGGGAUUCCAUGCCAUCCGCAAGGUCACAGCCUAGAACUGUCCUCAAUCGCGUUGGUGGUGGCUCUUCUUCAAGACCUGCUUCAUCGGAUGGCCCUGUGCGCCCGGGCUCUUCCUCCUACCGCUACCAAACUCCAGCUCGGGAACGACUAUACGGUCAUGCUGCUCCGCCGAAGUCGAUGUCUCUAUCGGUCGCUGCACCUCAGUCGAGAGAGCCUUCACGCUCACCCUUACUCCAGCUCAACGCCAUUGAUAUGGACCCCGACGAGAUCGAUGAUGUGGGAUACCAAAUCGACGACGACGACACGCAGCAAAGAGCUCCUAUCCGCGGUCAUGGCCAUGGGCCUGUACUUAGUUUCAUGGACGACAAUAUCGACAGUCUGCAACCAGGUCACGCCCGGAACGGAGAUAACAGUCUUAGUGGAAGCAGCGAGGAUACCUCUUACCGGACGCAUCGACAACGCCCAAGCGCGACGUCGAGCGUAUUCGCGAUGCCACCACCGGAAAUGACGCUUCUGAUGCAGGAAAACUCUCUGCCCGGUGGACAGCCUACGUUCAACAGUAUUGGGGAUGUGACCACUGGGUUCUCUUUGGGCGACCUGCAUGCGAUGUCUCGUCCAAGAUCUGGGACUGCUUCGACGUCUGGCUCUGGGCGACCGCAAGCCUCUCAUAGACCUCAUGCGAGCGACGGGUCGUCUGCGACCAGUGUGAGGAGUGUGGGGCGUACGGCCGCGGCGGCGGAUGUUCAGAGGGAAGCGAGGAACGUGAGCCCGACGACGAUGGCGAGUUUUAGUAUGGCGGGGAGUGCGAGUCCGGGGAGUUUGAGUUUGAGGACGGAGCAUGAGUUGCAUCUUGCCGAUAUCGAUGCGAUGAGUCUGGCAGAUAUGUACGGGCCCAUCGCGGGGAGUGAGGAUGGUGAUGAGGAUGAUAGGUGAUAUGGCGGGAUGGGUUUUCUGGUUUUGGUGCUUCUUCCCCUUUUUUUAUCGACUUUCUUGCUUCUGUCGUUCGAUCUUGUCUUUGUGUGGAUCUAUUUAUCCCAUAUUCGUGUCUGUCUGUCCGUCUCUUGUUUGUGCUUUCGGUCUCGUUUUGUCCAAUCUGUCUCCAGUCCAUAUACUCAGUUCGCUCCCUUGUCUUUCCUUUUCCCUCAUUCCUCAUUUCUCAUUCCUCUCAUCGCACUAUCACCCGUAACAUACACCAAUGCAUUUCUCCAACCGAUUCUUUUCAGGUGGACUUAAAUUGCGUACGGCGUGGAUCACAAUUCUUCGUCUUGAAUCCGUGUUUCGUCGUUGACAUAUACAC